AUGUUCGGCACUCUGCACUACGACCGCGGCAGCAAGCACAUCGAAUUCAUUGAUCGGACGGAAGGAUUCCUGAAUGGCGAUGUGGCCGUCGAGCGGACAGCCUGCGACACGUGCAGGGCCAAGAAGGACCAGCACGAAGCAGAGCAGCAAACGCAGCAGAGUGUCCUAGAAGCCGUUAUCAGCGACGCCGUAACUCCCACAACAACCGGGUCAAGCAUAAUACUAACACCAUCAACUUACACUUCACCGCUAUUCGGGUUCCCAUCCACGGUCCCUGAUUCCGAGAGCCUCGAUCUGCUCUUCGGUAACGACUUCCUCCCCGACCUGCUGCUCGCCAGCUCGCCCACUCAGCGAGACGCGCUUGGCCCCUCUACUAGCCCGGAAAUGCUUGCAUCGGCGCUGCUGCCAUCGGUGGCCAUAAGCAGCCCCGUUUGCGGCUGCCUGGCCACAUUGGUUGAGCUGCUCGAGGAGCUUGACACCCCGGCACGCCCCACGCUCGACGCCGCCUUGGCGUCGCACAAGCUGUUCCUUAAGCGCGCACUACGGGUACUGCACUGCAGCAGUUGCCACUCCCGCUCCGAGCACCUGGUGCUGCUGACGCGCGUGUGCGAUAAGCUGGUCCGCCUGUGUGAGCGUAUCGUGCUAUCGUAUCUGCAAGCCGACUCAUCCUCCAUGACAUUGACGUCUUCCUCGCCGCCGACUCCCGAUUAUUUUCCCUAUCCGCCGACCGAGUCGUUGUUCCUGGGGUGCUACGAAACCGACGCUUCCGAGUGGGGUUCUUUGGUCUGUGUUAUCCUCUCGCUGCAGCUACGCAGUCUCGGCAGCCUGCUGGCUGGCGUAAGGCGUUCCGCAUCGUUAGCGCAGCAGCCACGCCUGCAGCAGGCUGAGGCUAAACUCCGUCUCCUCGUUGACAGGCUCCAGGCGAGAGUUCGGCUUAUUCCCGAGGACCUGUACGUAACUUAA
Molecule: messenger RNA, 963 nt
Organism: Lasiodiplodia theobromae
Lineage: Eukaryota; Fungi; Ascomycota; Dothideomycetes; Botryosphaeriales; Botryosphaeriaceae
Product: C6 zinc finger domain containing protein
Exons: 2
Coding region: 1-963 (320 amino acids)
Source: RefSeq, a predicted model, not a curated record